Messenger RNA from Solanum dulcamara, 520 nucleotides. RefSeq lists its product as uncharacterized. Bases 202 to 462 code for a protein of 86 amino acids. NCBI's taxonomy places the organism in Eukaryota, Viridiplantae, Streptophyta, Magnoliopsida, Solanales, Solanaceae. The record is from RefSeq and is a predicted model, not a curated record. The transcript has a single exon.
AUCCAUAUUCUGUAACUGAAAUUUUGGAAAACCAUGGUCCAAAACCAGAUGAAUUCAUAUCUAAAAAGCCACUAGUUUUAUUGAGUCGCUCUUAACUAUAUAUAUUGAGAAACAUCAAAUCCUUGAGAAUUCAACCAACACAAUAUCCAAGUUUGAUAGCAAAAGCAAAUUAAAAACCUUCACAAAUUUAUAUUAGAAAAUAUGAGUUCAUCAAGCAGGGCAUGGGUUGCAGCAGUAAGUGUGGGAGUAGUAGAGACACUAAAAGAUCAAGGACUGUGUAGGUUUAAUUACACAAUCAGAGCCAUAAAUCAGCACGCAAAAAACAAUCUAAGGUCAUAUUCACAGGCCAAGAAGAUCUCUUCUCAAUCUUCUUCUUCUUUGGUUUCUGCUAACAGUAAAGCAAAGCAAUCUGAGGAAUCUCUGAGAAAAGUCAUGUAUUUGAGCUGUUGGGGUCCUUAUUGAUCAUCAAUCCUAAUAGCAGUUAAAUUUUUUGUUACUGUCAUCUUUCUGUACCUAUAUA